GAAGAAGCAUACCAGCAGAGAAAUCCUCUAAACCCUAGCAACCCUGGUUGCGAUCGUUUGAUUCUUUUCAUUUCCGCACUUCCGCAGCCAUGGCCGCCGCAACCUUCUCAGCCGCCGGCCGCCGGCUCCUCUCCACCGCCGCCAAGGCCGCUGAGAAAACCGAGCUCCCUGUACCUAUCGCCGAGCUUCGCCGGCUCGCCCGCGCAGGCCGCCUCGCCGACAUCGACGCGACCUUGGCGCCGCUGCUCCCCUCCCACACCGUCGCCGCGCUCUCCGCCCUCACCUCUGUCGGCCUCCCCGACCGCGCCUCCGCGCUGCUCGGCACCAUCCCGUCGCCCACCGCCGCGCACCUCAACGCUGUCCUCGCCCCGCUCCUCCGCCGCCGCCGGCUGGCGGGGCUCGUGCCAUCCAUCCUCGCCGCGCACGCCUCCAUCCCGCGGGACGCCUCCACGGACAGCAUCCUCGCCAAAUCUCUCUGCCUCACCUCCGGCGCCGACUCCGCGCUCCACCUCCUCCGGGAGCCGUCGUCGGGGGCGCCGCCGUCGCUGCAGCUCUUCACCGCCCUCAUCGACUCCUUCUACAAGCAGCGCCUCCCGCAUCGCGCUGAGGAGCUGUGGCGCGCCAUGGUGCAGGACCACGGCAUCGCCCCCGACGCCGCCGCCUACAACGCCCGGAUCUCCUACAAGUCCGCCAACGGCACGGUGGACGAGGUCAAGGAGCUGAUCCGCGUCAUGCGCGAGGAGGCCGGGCUCCAGCCGGACGUCGUCACCUACAACGCGCUGAUGCGGGCGAUGGCCCGGCACAAGAGGGUGGACGAGGCGGUGGAGGUGUACCGCGGCCUGGAGGCCGGGGAGGUGGCGGACGUGGCGCCCGACUGCGCGACGUACACGUGCGUGGUGGGCGCGCUGUGCGGCGCGGGGCGGUGGUCGGAGGCGGAGGACGUGUUCUACGAGGGGGUGAAGCGCCGCAAGCUGGCCGACCUCGGCACGGUGCGCGUGCUGGUGCGCGGGCUCAAGGGCGCGGGCAAGGGGCGCGCGGCGAGGCGGGUGGUGGUCGGCCUGCGCAAGAAGUUCCCCGAGCAGUUCGACGGGCCGUGGAGGGAGCUCGAGGAGGCGGCCGGGCUGCCGGCCUCUGGCAAGGAGGACGACGGCGCCGACGAGCAGCCACCGGCGGCGACGGCCGCCGCGUGAGCUGCUUGGCGAGCGACUUCAAAAACGGUGGCGAACUUGAAUAAUUGAAUUGACAGAUUACAAGAACGCUCGAGUAUUAGCUGCUCGUUUGUCCUUUUGGGUGUUCUGAGAAAAGAUUGCUCGUUCAGUUGACACCUCCAGUGUCGUAUAUUAUUGAUACGAUCAAACGCUUGAUUUCGUUGUUUCUA
This is a messenger RNA of Panicum hallii, 1378 nucleotides long. RefSeq names its product pentatricopeptide repeat-containing protein At4g36680, mitochondrial-like. Lineage: Eukaryota; Viridiplantae; Streptophyta; Magnoliopsida; Poales; Poaceae. The transcript has a single exon. The coding region runs from base 90 to 1190 and encodes 366 amino acids. The record is from RefSeq and is a predicted model, not a curated record. Gene Ontology annotation, molecular function: protein binding.